Molecule: messenger RNA, 1775 nt
Organism: Bactrocera tryoni
Lineage: Eukaryota; Metazoa; Arthropoda; Insecta; Diptera; Tephritidae
Product: acyl-CoA Delta(11) desaturase-like
Exons: 5
Coding region: 269-1408 (379 amino acids)
Biological process (GO): unsaturated fatty acid biosynthetic process
Cellular component (GO): endoplasmic reticulum membrane
Molecular function (GO): stearoyl-CoA 9-desaturase activity; iron ion binding
Source: RefSeq, a predicted model, not a curated record
CACAGUUCGCACUUUGCCGGGAACCGUCAAACAAAGCGGUCGCGAAAGUGAGAGAUUUCGUUUAACCCACAUUCAUGUAGAACGUGUGAUACUGGCGAUAUUCGGUUUUUAUUUAUUUUUAUAAACGUUUGUGUUAUUUACAUACAUAGUUGUUAGUAGAGACACAACUCGAAGAAGUUAGCACCAAGCGGUCGACGUGCCAAGUAAAAAUCCGAUUUCAUAUUCUUUUAGUUUCGUAAAAUAGCGAAAAGUCGAGUAACGAUUAAUCAUGCCACCAAAUGCAGCAGCAAUAAAUCACAAUUCUCUGGAUGCCCUAACGGGACAAAAGAAUGAUGUAACCAAAAACAAUUUAGGAGCUUCCAAAGAAACCGGAGUUCUAUUUGAAUACGAUGCCGACACGGCUGAUGGAGCCUUGAACAUUGAUGUGCUUCAACGAAAACGUGCAGAAAAACGCAAGCUUAAACUGGUUUGGCGAAAUAUAAUUAUCUUUGGGUACUUGCACAUUGCUGCACUUUACGGUGCUUGGUUAUUCUUUACUUCGGCGAAGUGGCCGACUGUGUUUUUCUCCAUCUAUCUCUAUUCCAUUGGUGUAUUGGGUAUCACAGCAGGAGCUCAUCGCCUUUGGGCUCACCGCUCUUAUAAGGCUAAGUGGCCUUUAAGAGCUAUACUGAUUGCUUUCAAUACGUGUGCUUUCCAAGAUGCCGCCUUCCACUGGGCACGUGACCACCGUGUGCAUCACAAGUUUUCCGAAACCGAUGCAGAUCCCCAUAAUGCUACACGAGGCUUCUUUUUCUCCCACAUCGGUUGGUUGUUAUGCAAGAAACAUCCUGACGUUAUUGCUAAAGGCAAAAGCUUAGAUUUGACCGAUUUGCACGCUGAUCGUAUUCUCAUGUGGCAGUUGAAACACUACAAUAUACUCAUGCCUUUGGCGUGCUUUAUUCUCCCAACCGUUAUACCCAUGUACUUCUGGAAUGAGACAUUCAUCAAUUCCUGGUUUGUUGCAACCAUGUUCCGUUGGUGUUUCUUGUUGAACGUCACUUGGUGUGUGAAUAGUGCUGCGCACAAAUUUGGAGGUCGUCCAUAUGAUAAAAACAUCAAUCCUUCGCAAUGCCCAUCUGUUUCAGCAUUUGCAUUUGGUGAGGGUUGGCACAACUAUCACCAUGUCUUCCCAUGGGACUACAAAACAGCAGAAUGGGGCAACUAUUCUCUGAAUUUAACCACUGCUUUCAUCGAUUUCUUCGCUAAAAUUGGUUGGGCAUAUGAUUUGAAGACCGUAUCCGCCGACAUCAUUGAGAAACGGGUGAAACGUACUGGUGAUGGUUCACACGAGCUUUGGGGCUAUGGCGACAGUGAUAUUACCAAAGAGGACCAACAAGGCAUUAUUACAAUUAAUAAGAAGCAGGAGUAAUUAAUUUUAAUUUUAAUACAUAUUGAACCCAACUUGUCUGAAUUUCACAAUGUGUCUUAUCAUUUACACUAAAUUUAUAAUUUGUGCAAAGCGAAUCUAAAAGAAGCAAUUUAGCUAAAUGGAUAAAUUAAGAUAAUUUAUAAAACACAUAAAUAUAUGAUAUAAUGUAUAUAGCUGUAUUGUGAAAUGUAUGUAGAUACAUACGAAUAUGAUGCGGUUGACCAUUCAUCGCUCCUGUAAUUAUUAAUUGAAAUCAGUAAUUUUGUACAUGCAUGCAUUCAUUGAUUCAUACUCUACAUAUACAUAUUUAUGCAAUAGGAUUAAAUGUAUAACCCCUUGAAUAAAAUACUACUUAUGAAAAUAGAAA